This is a messenger RNA of Stegastes partitus (bicolor damselfish), 4937 nucleotides long. RefSeq names its product protein phosphatase 1, regulatory subunit 13Bb (gene ppp1r13bb). Gene Ontology annotation, cellular component: nucleus. The record is from RefSeq and is a predicted model, not a curated record. The coding region runs from base 526 to 3885 and encodes 1119 amino acids. Lineage: Eukaryota; Metazoa; Chordata; Actinopteri; Pomacentridae. Gene Ontology annotation, molecular function: p53 binding. Gene Ontology annotation, biological process: regulation of apoptotic process. The transcript is spliced from 19 exons.
UUUUCGUCCACUAGCACCGCUAGCUGCUAACGAUGAUUCAUUGCGUUCGUUAAAAAAAUACAAAAUAAACACGACUCAGCUAACGUGGACGGACGUUUAUUCCUUUUAGUUCGCUUGAGACGCACUCCGUCGAUAGCUUUGCGCCGAUGUGCGGCCAAUGCGAGCUGAAGGAGCGACGAGAGCGGAAAAAUCGACUCGCCUACCGUCCUUUAGCCGUCUGUGAAGCCAGCUAACGGCUAACAGCUCGGCGGAGAUAGCGCUAGCUGGCUGGCUGGCUGACAGCUGCCUCGGUUCGCUACGUGCCUUCAACAGUAACGUAGCUGAGAUUUACUCGCCAAAACGAUGACUCGUCUCUGACAUUGAGAGGACUGAGGCCCAGUUGGUUGUCACAUUGGAGUAAUCAGAGCCCAUAACUCGUGAAGGUGGGUCUUGGUUGACUCUCCGGUGGUGCCAUUGAAGAUAGGUGGGCGAGCCGCAAGUCUGCUUGCCGAUGCGCGCUGGUUUUGAUCUGCAAGAGCUGCCAAAAUGAUGCCGAUGAUAUUGACGGUGUACCUCAGCGAUGGGGAACAGGCCGUGACCGAGGUGCCCAUCACCCCCGAGACGACGUGCCGCGAUGUCGUCGAGUUCUGCAAAGAGCCCGGCGAGAGCGGCUGUCACCUGGCUGAGGUCUGGAGAGGCAACGAGCGAGCGAUCCCCUUUGAGCACAUGAUGUACGAACAUCUGCAGAAAUGGGGGCCUCGGAAACAAGAAGUCAAGUUCUUUCUCCGGCACGAAGAUUCCCCAACCGAGAGCAGCGAUCAAGGGAGUCAGCAGUCUCAGGAUCAAACGAGUCGCAGAAGUGGAAAUGCUGGAGAGAAGCACAAUGAGAAUGGGGUGGGAAAUCAGCGAGUGGAGCUCACGCUGUCAGAGCUGCAGGAGAUGGCCACACGGCAACAACAACAAAUCGAGGCUCAGCAGCAGAUGCUUGUUGCAAAGGAGCAACGUCUGCGUUACCUGAAACAGCAGGAGCGGCGUCAGCAGCAAACCGUGUCAGAGAGCGAGAAGCUGCAGAGGCUGAAGGAACGCGUGGAGAGCCAGGAGGCCAAGCUCAAGAAGAUUCGGGCGAUGAGAGGACAGGUGGACUACAGCAAGGUCAUCAAUGGCAACCUGUCGGCAGAGAUUGAGCAAGUUAGUGGCUUGUUCCAAGAGAAGCAGGCCGAGUUGCAGGCUGCGGUGCUGAGGGUGGAGCAGCUUAGCCUUCAGCUGGAGGACCUGCGGAGAGGAAAGCUCAAUGGCAUCCAGACUACUCUGGGCGGCCAGGUAACCGGCGCCGCAGCCCUCGAGCUCCGUAAGCUGUACCAGGAGCUUCAGAUUCGAAACAAGCUGAACCAGGAGCAAAACAGCAAGCUGCAGCAACAGAAGGAGCUUCUGAACAAGCGCAACAUGGAAGUGACGCUCAUGGACAAGCGCAUCAGCGAGCUGCGGGAACGCCUCUACAAGAAAAAAGCUGAGGCACGUCAAAAAGAGAACCUUCCUCUGAAUAGAGCCAACGGGCCGCCCUCUCCGCAGCCGGCUCCUGGUACUCUGGGUCGUGUUGCUGCUGUUGGGCCGUACAUCCAAGUUCCUGUACCGGGUCGACAGGACGGCGGCUACAACAUACCUCCUGAUCCACUGAAGCCUCAGACGCUUGGUGUUAAUAACCAAGCCAACCAUGGCCGCACCAAAUCAGACGGUGUGCGAAAGCCUCCAGGCCCUUGGAAAGUGUCUGAUUUAGACAUCGUUGUGGACCCGGUGCCCCCGUCCCUUCCAGAAUCGCACCCGGGCCCUGGAGCCUCCACUGGCUCUGACGGCACGUCUCCUAAUGAUACUGGUUGGCCUACUAUAGGCAAGACCAGCACAACUCUAAAGCCUCCUGAGAGAAGAGACUCAGGGACUGAUACCCAGGGCAAGAGCCCUCCCUCAGGCUCCCCCGUUGCUUCAAGCGCAGAAAAGGUGCUAGACUCCAAAAUGGUUGUGUCCUCCCCCGCCAUAUCGAAGCCACAGCCGCCACCGUAUGGAUCCCACCUUACCUCCGCAAACUCAGCCAGCUCCUUGGAGCGCCGCAAAGAUGCACCCCCUCCUCCUCGCCCGCUGCCUCACCCUCCGGCUCCGGCUUGGCCCCGCGUCCCCCCCUCCACGGGCUCGUCCUCCCAGCAGAUCCAGCAGCGUAUCUCAGUGCCACCGAGCCCCACCUUCCAGCCUAACGCGCCGCUCUUCCCUCCGGGGCUGAGUGAGCGACUGGAUCCUCCGCCGGCUGUGGCAGUGCGCCCCUUCAUCCCAGACAGAGGAUCGCGGCCUCAGUCGCCCCGGAAGGGCCCGCCUACCAUGAACUCCAGCUCCAUCUAUCACAUGUACCUCCAGCAGGCGGCGCCAAAGAGCCAGCCACUCAAGCCUGCUCUCAAAGCAGUAUACGGGAAGCCUGUUCUCCCCUCCAGCUCGACUCCCCCCUCGCCCCUGCCUUUCGUCCAGGCAGGAGGGGCCUUCCCGUUGCUCCAAUCCAGUGGCGAGGACGGUUUUGACGGAGAGUACGAUGAUCACGACAGCUUCCAUCACCUGGAGCCUUCGGCGCCUCCUCCCAGCGUGGAGAACAUCCCGCGACCACUCAGCCCCACUAAGCUAACGCCCAUGGUACAUUCUCCACUGCGCUACCAAAGCGACGCCGACCUUGAAGUGCUGCGUAAAAAGCUGGCCAAUGCUCCGAGGCCGCUCAAGAAGCGCAGCUCAAUCACAGAACCAGAGGGCCCGAGCGGACCCAACAUCCAGAAACUGCUCUACCAGAGAUUUAACACUCUAGCUGGAGGCAUAGAGGGAAAUGGAGUCAGUGGAUCAGGAGGUGGCAACGGCGCAGGUAAUGGAACACCGUUUUAUCAACCGGCUCAUCCUCCCGGUUAUCUGGAGGGCGACUCUCUGGCCGAUACAGACAAUGGAAACCUCCUGUCUGAGACGCCGCUAGCGCCACCGCCAGGGGAGGACGAGCAGGGAUCUGAGGCACCGCCUAGCACCACUGACGCUAAUGACAACGAGCCGUUGCCGUCGCCACCAGAAGGAAUGAUGGAUCCCGGUGAGGAAGAGGGACCAGAGGACGACAACAACAACAACGUGGGAGGCUCUGAGGCGUCACUGCCCAGCCCCGUGCUGGAGGUCACCACUCCAGAGGAGAGCGGCACCGCGGCCUCACAACCACUGGAGAAGCGCACAAACUUAAAGAAGCCCAACUCUGAGCGCACCGGUCACGGCUUUAGAGUGAAGUUCAACCCUUUGGCCCUCCUGCUGGAUGCCUCGUUGGAAGGAGAGUUUGACCUGGUCCAGAGGAUCAUCUAUGAGGUGGAGAAUCCCAGCACUCCUAAUGAUGAGGGCAUCACACCCUUACACAAUGCAGUGUGUGCAGGACAUCACCAUAUAGUCAAGUUCCUGCUGGAUUUUGGUGUGAACGUCAAUGCUGCAGACAGCGACGGAUGGACUCCUCUUCACUGUGCCGCGUCCUGCAACAGCGUUCAUCUCUGCAAGUUGUUGGUGGAGUCGGGGGCCGCCAUCUUUGCCAGCACCAUUAGCGAUGUGGAGACCGCUGCAGAUAAAUGCGAGGAAAUGGAAGAGGGCUACAUCCAGUGUUCCCAGUUUCUAUAUGGCGUUCAGGAGAAGCUGGGCGUCAUGAACAAGGGGACGGUGUACGCUCUGUGGGAUUAUGAAGGCCAGAAUCAGGACGAGCUGUCGUUCGGCGAGGGGGACGCCAUCACCAUCCUGCGACGACAGGACGACAGCGAAACCGAGUGGUGGUGGGCGCGGCUCGAGGACACAGAGGGCUACGUGCCCCGCAACCUGCUGGGGCUCUAUCCUAGAAUCAAACCUCGUCAGCGCUCCCUGGCGUAGUGUCUCGCUCCAGCUGGACUAGUGACACGACCGAGAGCCGAGAACAACAACAACGGGAGCCUGGUGCUCCGUCUUCUCCCCGUGGCCAUAACCUCCUCCUCCCUCCGGCCUCGUGCUUCUCACAACAAAAAAAAAAAUCCUUUUUCUCCGAAGCCGUGGGCACGAAACUCUGACACGCACACACACUUACAUCUGCACACACGGAGACAAACACACAGUGAAACACAAGCACUCCAAAGUCUCUUAAAUGACUCCAUCUUGACCCCACCUUCCCUUCCCUCCCCCUCCUCCCCCCAGCCUCACCUUUCAACCCGUCAUUGACUUGAUUUUUACCCCCCAACUCAGUGCCAGCUCUGUAACAGACAUGGAUCUGAAGAAUCAGACACUAACCCUCGUCUCAGUAUUCCUCGCAGUGUUCGCACUUCUUCUUCAGCCAUCUCCAUCUCCCUAAUGAGGUCUACGGUGGCGCCGGUUUACACGACACUAAAUGGUAACUGGAAGUUCAUCUGUAAGGGUGACAAGUUGCAGAUUUUUUUGUUUGUUUGAGUAUUUGGACUUUUUUUGUUUUUUUUUUUAAGGCCGAUUUGAUCCCCAUGAGAAAAAGAAAAUGCAGAAAUCUGUGCUUUGACUGUAGCCUAACCACCAAAGAUGACUCCAGAUUUAACUAUUUUAAUUUUUGUUCCUCCCUAAGAUCUUACAGUCAUUGAGGAGAGAGAUAAUCAGUUGAUUCGCUGCUAUUGGUACCGAUAAAUAGCUCCCAGGAGUUCAAGUCUGGAGCAGAAAACAUGAAUUUUUGGAGGGGAAAAUAGCCAACGUUGCAGAUCCUCAGUAUUACCGACACACAGGCCAGUCUAAAGAAUCCCAGUGUAUUAGAGAAAAGGUAAAGUGACAGCUCGCAGCAUUGUCAUGAAUCGCAUUUCAUCAACAUCAUUGCAAAGAAGUGAUUUUAUUUUUUUUCCAUUUAGUGUCAUCUGUUCAGAAUCUGGAUGCAGGAUUAUUGUGGAUGUGUGGCAAGAACAUUAAUAAAUUAUAAGUGAGCCUUUGGACAAUAA